GUCCCGAUCCAUGUGCACCAUCGUCUUGUAGCGUAAAGCACCAAAAAAAGAACCCUCUGCACGGUCGUCUUGUUGGGCAACCCGAUUAGAGGCAUUUCGUUCUUUGAUUUAACCAGAGAGAUCGGUUCAAGAAUCAUCCAAGGAGUAAAAAUGAAACGUGAUCUAGCGCUCGCACACGAUUCUGUCCAAGGCAACGAGAAGAGCGCGCGUCGAAAAGCUGAUGAUGCCAGUGCGUCUAGCUCCUCCGCCGCUUCGACGGGCAGUGACAGCUACGAUGUGUUCUUGAGCUUUAGUGGUCAGGAUACUCGCAAAACCUUUGCGGAUCACCUCUACAAUGGCCUCUUCGAUGCCAGCAUCCGCGUGUUCAGAGACAACAAUGAGCUUCGCGAAGGUAAGAAGAUCGGCACCAACCUUCUCCAGGCCAUUAAGAAUAGUAAAAUCUCGAUCCCGAUUCUCUCUCAGAACUAUGCUUCGAGCAAAUGGUGCCUUCAAGAGCUCGUUGAGAUGACAGAGUGCAUCAAAAGCGGGCACGUUGUUUUGCCCAUAUUUUACCGUGUUGAACCGACCGAUGUGCGAAACCAAACAGGGAGCUUUGGAGAGGCUUUCUCCUGUUUAAGUAGGAAGUAUCCGGAAGAUGUUGAGAAAUGGAAAGUAGCACUUCAAGAAGUGGCUUCCCUAAAGGGAUGGGAAUCGGAGAAAACUGCUGACGGCCACGAAGGAGAUCUGGUGAAAAAGGUUGUCAGAAAAGUUUUGAACGAGUUAAAGGAGGCCUUUCGGCUGGAUGUGACCAAACAGCUUGUUGGAAUCGAUAAUGCUGUGGAGGAUGUCUUGAGAUUGCCGGAUGAUAACUCUAGUGCUACCCAAAUUGUCGGUAUUUAUGGAAUGGGGGGCAUUGGUAAGACAACUUUAGCCAAGGCCGUCCACAAUAAUCUCUCCAACCAAUUUCAGUAUCGUAGUUUUAUUGCAGAUAUUCGAGAAUCCUCGCGAUGCAAAGGCAUUUUUUAUUUGCAGAAUCAAUUAAUACAUGAUCUGAAAGAGAAAGACCAAGCGUGUAAUAAGGAUGAAGGAAUCAGCCUCUUGGGAUCUAGAUUUAAACGUAAGAAAGUCCUAAUUCUUCUAGAUGAUGUGGAUGAUAUCGAACAGGUCAGAGCAUUGGUUGGGGAAUAUGACUGGUUUGAGAUGGGAAGUAGGAUAAUAAUCACCACGAGAAGCAGGUCUGUUCUUGAUAAAGCUGAGGUAUGCAAGUACGAACUUGAGGAAAUGGCUGAGGAUGAAUCUUUGGUAUUGUUUAGUAGACAUGCCUUUAGAAGGGACUCUCCUCCGUGUGAAUUUGAGUCGCUCUCUCGUGCAGUCGUGUCCACUACCGGAGGGCUUCCCUUAGCUCUCGAAGUUAUAGGUUCGUUUUUGUGUGGGAAAGACCGAGCUUUUUGGCAAGACGCGUUAAAGAAGUUACAGAAAGUACCACAUGAGGAAGUGCAAGAGAAGCUCAGGAUAAGUUAUGAAGCGUUAAACUAUGAGGAAAAACAGAUAUUUUUGGACAUUGCUUGUUUCUACGUUGUUGGAAUCGAUGUAGAUGAUAUUGGAAGGGAUGUAGAUGAGGUAUCACACAUUUGGGAUGCUUGUAAUUUUUUUCCGAAGAUGGGGAUUGAAACAUUGAGUUUUAUGUCACUAAUAAAAAUUGAAGGUAAUCAUGUGCUGAAUAUGCAUGACCAACUGAGAAAACUUGGUAGGGAAAUUGUUUGUCAAGAAGAUUACAAUACGCCUAUGAAUCGAAGUAGGCUGUGGGCCCAUGAGGAAGCCUUGGAAGUACUUCAGACAAAUAAGGGAAUUGAAAAAGUUCGCGUUCAGGCCCUCGUUCUCAACGCAAUUGAGUCGCCGAAUGAAAUCACAACUGAGCAAUUGGAGACGCUACCAAACUUAAGGCUCCUUGAAGUGAGUUGUGCAAAACUGAUUGGAGAUUCCAAGUGCUUGCUUCCUAAGUUACGAUCGCUUUGUUGGAUGGGAUGCCCUGCAUUCGUGCCCACUCGUUUCCAUCUAGAGAAAUUAGUCAUACUUAAUUUACAACAAAGCGACAUUUCAGAGAUUUGGGAAGGUUGGAGUCAUCUCCAGGUGGCGAAGCAGUUGAAAGUUCUAAUUCUUAGGUAUUGCAAUAAUUUAAAAAUUACUCCUGAUCUCUCACCCUUCCGAAAUUUAGAGAUGUUAAACUUGUGUGGAUGUGAAAACCUAGAGAAAAUUCAUCCCUCUAUUGGAGAAGCCAGGGGCCUCGUUUUUUUAUUAUUGAUGGGAUGUAAGAAACUCUCAAAGCUACCGCAUGAAAUGGGCAAAUUGGAAGAACUGAAGGAGCUUCACAUAUGGGAGACUGCUAUACAGGAAAUUCCUGCAUGUGUAGGUUCUUUGAAGAAGCUGCAAUUGCUUGAUGCCAAGAAUUGCAGCUCAUUGGUUGCCCUUCCCGACUCAAUUAGCCAUCUGAUAAAUUUGUCGGACCUUAACUUGAGUGGUUGCUCCAGGUUAUGUACACUUCCAAAGAGCAUUGGAUCACUCGUAAAAUUGCGGUCCUUGUCAUUAAGCAGAACGGGGGUUUCAAUAGAUUUGCGGUUUGAUUAUUGUAUCCCUAACUCGAUUUGGAAGUUGGAAUGUUUGACUAUACUGAACUUGUCUUAUUCGGGCAUUUGUGAAUUAUCUAAAUCCAUCGGGGAUUUGAAAAACUUGGAAUUUUUGGAUAUUUCUCAUUGUGAGAAAUUGAGUAGUUUACCUAGUACUAUCGGCAAGUUGGGCAACCUUGAAGUAUUAGAUGCCUCAAAUUGCAAGAAUCUAGGAGGAGAAAUUCAUGUAGAUGGAUUGUCUUCAUUGGAGUUUCUUCUUUUAAGUUCAACAGGUGUUUCUGGCUUCCAUGGCACAUUCGAUAAGGUUUCUUGUCUUGUGCAACUUAUGUUAGAUGAUUGCCAUAUGCUUCAAUCAUUGCCGGAGCUUCCUACCUCUUUAAUAGUUUUGGAAGUCAGCGGUCAGCAUCGCACAUUUCCUCAACUUUGUCGUUUAAACCACCUGAGAAAGCUCACUGUUAAGGAUUGCCCAUUGUUGAAAUCCAUGCCGGAGCUUCCCUCAAGACUAUUGGAACUUUCUGUCCGCAAUUGUGGUGAGUUGGAAGAGUUACCGAGUUUGUCAAGAUUGGAAUUAUUGAUAGAAUUAGUUAUUGACUCGUGCGGAGAGCUGACAGAGAUUAGGGGUCUAGAGGGAUUAAAAUCCUUAGCAUCACUUAUUGUUCCUGAAUGCUCAAAGUUGUCCAACCUUGACGGCCUUGAACAUCUAGAAUCUUUGAGAGCGUUGCAUAUAUGGACAAGUGGUCCAAUAUUGAAAGAUGAUCAAGUUCGAGGUUUUGAAAAAUUGAAAAACUUGGAAAGUCUAGUUAUAGUGGGGUGUGAGUCCCUUGUAAGAGUGGACGUUUCGCAAUUAACACAUUUAGAGUGGUUAGAUUUUUGUGGAUGCUGUAAUCUACUCGAAAUUAAAGGCCUUGAGAGAUUGAAAAACUUGACAACGUUAAAUCUCGUGGGGUGCCCAUCUAUUGAUACAUUACCAGACCUCUCGUGCUUACAUAACCUGGGAUUUGUGAUUGUUGACAACCGCUCGAACAUCCCUGAUUUUCGGGGAGUGAGGAGAGCCAACUAUUUGGGCAACGAAUUGGCGCUAACCUCAGUAAAUUUUCUACGUCCGCCAAAUUUCAAAAGAUUCAUUGAAGUAAUGGGGGUCAAUCUCGCAUGAACUUCCGGAUAUCGCGGAGCUCCGAGACUCGAGGUGUCCAAACUCUAAAAAGGUGUUCAGCGAUGCAACUUAUCGGACGAGUCAAGAGGUACUUGGCCACAACGUCCGGAACGAUUCACGUUUCAUAAGAGAAGGAGGUCAAAGUUGAGAAAGCAGAGGAGAUCGAGUUCGAAAACAGCACACGCGGCAACGUCAUUCUUCGCGUCAAAUGCAGAUAAGUUGCACCAGCUCCUCCGGUGGGCGAUGAUGCUUCGAAGAGGCACGACAAGCAGGAACAAACCGCGAGUCUUUUUGUGUGGUGAAAAUUGCUGAGAGCUUAUUCAUUCACGAUUCUUGUUCAAAGGAGCUUUCGAAGGACGGGUUGCACAAAGUACUUGAAUCUGAUGAAGCCUCCGGUACAUGGGCUGUCUCCAAGAGUUACAGUGAAUGACGCCGUGAAGUUGCCCUCUCGGUCGAGUUGCUGCUGGAAUCGUCUCCGGCAACGGCAGGCUCUUCACUGAGGAUGGGGGAAGGGGUUUCGAGCGAGGCCAAAGCACCUGCCGGAAAAGAUCAAGUCGAGGACUCUGUCUACGGCGAUUGUUUUUAGCCAUAUCUUCUGCGGACAUCAUGACGCAGGGAAGCUAAUGGAGGAGGAUGGCAUGAUGCUUCGGAAAAAUCACUCUCUUGAUAAUGCCAAAAAGUCAUCGGAAUGCCUUCUAAG
Eucalyptus grandis is the source of this 4456-nucleotide messenger RNA. RefSeq names its product disease resistance protein RPV1-like. The record is from RefSeq and is a predicted model, not a curated record. The transcript is spliced from 6 exons. Gene Ontology annotation, molecular function: ADP binding. NCBI's taxonomy places the organism in Eukaryota, Viridiplantae, Streptophyta, Magnoliopsida, Myrtales, Myrtaceae. Bases 151 to 3756 code for a protein of 1201 amino acids. Gene Ontology annotation, biological process: defense response; signal transduction.